UGCACAUAAACAAAAGAACGAGAAUUUUCUUGAGAAACAGAUACACAAGAUGGUGCUAUGGGAGAUCACAUUGGGAACUGCGUAUUUUUUGGGUUUGAAACGGGCUUACAAAUUGGUUUCAAGGAUUCAACUCACGGUUAUCAGCCCCAAGUACCCUAGGACUCGUCAGUUUGUUCAGAGACGAACACGUGCUAUUUUUGAUGUUGCUCUGAAGGUUCACCUGAAUGUACAGCAAAGAGACAUAGAGGUUGGUCGAAAUCUUGGUAACAGGAUUAUGAGGUGGCUGCACCAAAUGAAACCUUCCGCUCAGAUUCAUGGUCCCUCAACUGAGAAACCCACAAAUGGUGCUAGCUCAAAUAUGAAUGUUACAAACCAGGUAACCAACACUUCCCACCUGAAAGCUUCGGGCAUUGGCCAGACAUCUAGAUGCCAAGAAUCUUAUAGGCACCUUUUCACCUCAGCAAGGAGUACGUGGUCAAAACCAUUUCCUUCCAUUGCAAUGAUGAUGCGACCAUCAAGACCUGCUGGAAUUUUUACACAGUACAGGCACUUGAGCAUCCAGGGCCCUGAAAUGUCUAGGCCAAACUACAAUAUUGGUGGUGGAUGUGGGUUUCAGGGGGUUUUCCGGAAAGACACGAUGCAGUAUAUACUGCAAAACUAAACGUGGUAGGUAUUUUUUAUCUUGUGUUCCUUGUGGAGUCUGGCUUGAUUCUGAGAUGGAACUGUGCUGGAAGUUGGCUGAAGUGUAAUUUGAGGGGACACAACGUGGUCAUGCUGAAACUGAUAGCCGAAACCAUUUUUCCUAUAAUUCUUUUCCCCUUUUGGGUAAUAAAUUUCCGCUUUUAUUU
This is a messenger RNA of Populus euphratica (Euphrates poplar), 848 nucleotides long. RefSeq lists its product as uncharacterized. Lineage: Eukaryota; Viridiplantae; Streptophyta; Magnoliopsida; Malpighiales; Salicaceae. The record is from RefSeq and is a predicted model, not a curated record. The coding region runs from base 50 to 661 and encodes 203 amino acids. The transcript is spliced from 2 exons.